Diachasmimorpha longicaudata is the source of this 1327-nucleotide messenger RNA. RefSeq lists its product as uncharacterized. The coding region runs from base 104 to 703 and encodes 199 amino acids. The transcript is spliced from 4 exons. The record is from RefSeq and is a predicted model, not a curated record. Lineage: Eukaryota; Metazoa; Arthropoda; Insecta; Hymenoptera; Braconidae.
UGACUCUUUUAUUUUUACUUUUCUUUUUAUUUAUUAUUAUCAUCAUUGUUAUUAUCAUUGGCUCUCUCUUAUUUUCCAGGGAUACACGGCACUCCACAUUGCAAUGCAGUUCGAUCACGAGAAUAUUUUCAAUUUACUCGUCCAGGUUUACGGAGCCAACCAGGAUAUUCGGGACCACAGUGGGAAGAAGGCCAGGCAGUAUCUGGCCUCGCAGGAGGCUGCGGUUAGCCAGGAUACCUUCCGAAAAAUAAAAGCAAGGAAAAAGCACACAGAGAAAGAUCUUGGUUUCCUACGAAUUGGCUCAUUGAACGUCCGCGUGAAACGUACGACGGAGGCCUUCAGCCAAUUUCUGGGUGUGGCCAGUAGUGGAAAUAAUGAGAAGAUUCACAAGAGUUGGGGAUCUGCCGAUAACAUUCAGGAAAACAAAGUCAUGCCUCCACCCAAAUACGCACCAAUAAAGAAACGUCGAAGUAGACGAGCCCAAGACUUCACUCCUUCUCGUCAACAAGCUGCUAGUCAACCAAGCACACCUCUACCACAUACUAAAAUAGUGGGAAUGGAUAAUCCAUCUAGAUUAACAAAACGGCCUUCUUCGACCACUGCCGUAUCACCAAGUACACCAAGACCAUCACGAGAACAUGAUUCUGAUUCCGACGGAGCCUGCGGUUUCGAUUCUGCCUGGCGAGGCUCCGCCCAAUUGUGAAUUAUCUUAUUUAUUUCAGUAUUCAGAGAUCUUAAAAGGAAUUCAGGGAAUUUUGUAAAUCGAGCAUUUUGUUAUUUUUAAAUUUUCCUUUUCAUUAAUCAUUUGAAGAGUGAAAUAUAUUGUAGUGCCUUAGAUGUGUAGAAAUGUUCUGGUUGUUGAAUAUUUAUAAUUUGAUGAUUUUUGUCUUGUAUCAAUUGGACCUCGUAGUGAUAGCAUCAGUUAUUCGAAUUUACCUGAAUUAUGAUAUUUAUAGCCAAAAUUUGAAUUUGUAUCUUGUAUUCUCGAACAGCGCUAUCUAUUAGGAAAUACCAUCACAUUAUUGUAGAUUCAAUGUCAUGGUACCAUCGUAAAUAUGUCUACUUUACCAGCAACCAGUGAACUUAUACUCAAGCUGGUGCUGCCCCCUGUGCGCUUGAUAACUACCGACCAACAGUAUGUCAGCAUUUACGUUUAAUUAUGAUGAUAUUAUUAUUCUUUAUAAUUUCUGAAAGAUAAGUGCACUGAGGACAUGAGUGAGAUAUUUUUAAAUAGUGUCUUAUCUGACAGAUUUUAUUUUCGAAUAUUUCAUAACAAGAAAACUUAUCAUCAAAGUCUUACUAAAUAAAACUGAUGAGGCGAGCAUUA